AUGUCGAUUUUGAAACAGGGCAAGUUUGUUGGGUCUCUUGAUUGCGGUACAACUUCCGUGCGGUUCAUCAUCUUUGAUCAGUACGCAAAUAUCGUUUCUCAGCAUCAAUCAGAAUUCCCGCAGUAUUACCCGAACCCAGGGUGGCAUGAGCACGACCCUGAAGAGAUACAAGAAGUCUCAGAGCAGUGCAUCAUUCAAGCUUGUGCAAAACUCGAAGAAGCAGGAUGGACCAAGGAGAGCGUGAAAGUGAUUGGAAUUACGAAUCAGCGUGAAACCACUGUCGCAUGGAGCAGGACUACAGGUAAACCUCUGUGUAAAGCUAUCGUUUGGACCGAUUCUCGUACGAAGAACACUGUCGCUCACUUUGAGCACCUGUUGGCUACGACUGGGAUCGAGGUAGAGCCUGGGAAAUUUAAGACCGGAGAAGAAGGUGUUGAAGCUCUACGUGACAUUACGGGCCUGAAACUCUCCACCUACUUCUCUGGGAUCAAACUUCGAUGGAUGGUUGACAACUACAGUGAAGUACAGAAAGCCCAUGACGAAGAUGAUUUACUUUUCGGAACAAUCGAAUCGUGGGUUGUUUAUAACCUUACAGGUGGCGUCCAGGGCGGCAUCCAUGUUGGCGAAGUCACAAACGCAUCUCGUACCCUUUUGCUAAAUUUGCGCAAGCUCACUUGGGAUGAGCGGUUGCUGACGUUUUUUGGUUUGCGACGUUCAAUACUACCAAAACUUGUGUCUUCCUCCGAGGUGUCUGGUCAUCUGUCUCAUGGUCCAUUAAAAGGAGUUCCUAUCGGAGGACUUAUUGGGGACCAACAAGGCGCUUUGGUAGGAAACAAGUGUCUCCGCCAAGGAGAAGCCAAAUGCACAUAUGGUACAGGCGCGUUCCUCCUGUUCUGUACAGGAAAGGACAUUGUCAAUAGUAGUCAUGGACUUUUGAGUACGGUGGCUUAUCAACCCGGUCCAGGAGCUGCCCCAGUCUAUGCACUGGAAGGAAGUAUUGGAGUUGCUGGAGCCGCCAUCAAAUGGCUGCGGGACUCCCUGGGUUUCAUCAAGUCCGCCAGCGAGAUAAACACAUUGGCAGCUUCAGUACCUGAUAAUGGAGGCGUGUUCUUCGUAACUGCGUUUUCUGGCCUCCUCGCACCGUAUUGGGAUCCUGGUGCUGCAGGCCUACUUAUCGGGUUAUCCUCGUAUACCACUCCUGCACAUAUUGCUCGUGCGACUAUGGAAGCUACUGCUUUCCAGACUCGUGCAGUGCUUGAGAGCAUGAAACUUGAUUCACGCGCAAAGCUCGAACACCUAAAGGUCGAUGGAGGCAUGACUAAUGGCGAUGUUUGUAUGGAGAUCUUGGCGGACAUCGGUGGUUUCGACGUUGUUCGUCCUGACAUGAGAGAAUCAACAGCCUUGGGUUCAGCCCUUCUUGCUGGCUCAGCCAUCCGGUUAUUCGGUUGGGACAUAUCUAAACCAGCAACGUUGGCGGAAGUCAAUACCAAAGGCAGCCGAACUUUCAAACCACAUAUGCCCGAGGAGGAUCGCGAAAAGGGGUGGACUACAUGGCUGCGUGCCGUUGAGAGGUCAAAGGGCUGGGAUGAAGGCGUUUUCGAAUGA
Messenger RNA from Suillus bovinus, 1605 nucleotides. RefSeq lists its product as uncharacterized. Gene Ontology annotation, molecular function: glycerol kinase activity. NCBI's taxonomy places the organism in Eukaryota, Fungi, Basidiomycota, Agaricomycetes, Boletales, Suillaceae. The transcript is spliced from 11 exons. Gene Ontology annotation, cellular component: mitochondrion. The record is from RefSeq and is a predicted model, not a curated record. Gene Ontology annotation, biological process: glycerol-3-phosphate biosynthetic process; glycerol metabolic process; triglyceride metabolic process. The coding region runs from base 1 to 1605 and encodes 534 amino acids.